Molecule: messenger RNA, 1433 nt
Organism: Peromyscus leucopus (white-footed mouse)
Lineage: Eukaryota; Metazoa; Chordata; Mammalia; Rodentia; Cricetidae
Product: periphilin-1-like
Exons: 1
Coding region: 194-1273 (359 amino acids)
Biological process (GO): negative regulation of gene expression, epigenetic; negative regulation of DNA-templated transcription; protein localization to heterochromatin
Cellular component (GO): nucleoplasm
Source: RefSeq, a predicted model, not a curated record
CUAAUUAGAGAGCUGUUGGUGCGGUUUCAGCAGCAUCGGUGGAACGUACCUAUUGGGGAGUUCUGAUGACGAAUUUUUAGACAAUAACAGAUUCUUGAGCUGAGCCAUGAGUGUGGUUGGAAAUUGAAAGUGAACCGGAAGGGAAGUAGGCAUUUCUGUUCGCAGAAGUCCAGUGGCUUCCACAACAGAUGAAAUGUGGUCUGAGGGAUGGUGUGACUACAAGCGACUUCCAGGAAAACAAGCACAGGGAUGGUAUGACUACAAGCGACUUCCAGGCAAACAAGCGCCUCCUUGGAGCCAUCCCAGUGAUGGCAACCAUAGAUUAAUUAAUGUUGUGCCAAAGAGACCGCCUCUGGGAGAUAAGAGAUCAUCUCUGCUAGCCAAACCCAAGAAAGGAGGCUACAGUAGAUACUACUGUCAUGUUGACUACCAAGAAUGGGGCAAGAGCCGCUGUUUUACUCAGGAUCCAAGAAGAGCCCCACCCUACAAAAGAGGCCAUUAUGGCUACCGAUGGCCAAGAGAUGAGUAUUCCACAAGCCAACAGCCUCAAUACAGGGCCAUGAGAAACGGCUUUAGAAGAAAACGUUUCUAUUCUUCCCAUUAUUCAAGACAAUGCUCUCCCCAUAAACGGGGCACUCCUUUUUUGAGAGAAUCACAUGUGGGCGGGAAGGACUCCCUACACAGCAGAUUUGGAUCCAGUCUCAGCAGUAGAAGCAGGAUGCGCUCCUUCCACCAGUCUCGACGUAGAUGUAAAGAGAGAGCCAUCCAGUUUUUGAAAACAUCAAGAGAUACUGUGCCCUCAAGUUCUUCAUCCAAGGUGUUAAAAAGCCCCAGCCGGCUGACUGAGAAGGAACAGGCUGAUGCUGCAAGCAAGAGGGCUAAUGAAAAUACCAAGCAGUCAGAAGAAAACAACUUGGCUGAAAUUUCCGAGUUUGAGAUGGGAUCCAAGGCACCAUUACGUAUCAACCAGACAGAAGAACCCGAGUCAAACACAACAGCUGGCCCAGAAUUGUGUGAAGACAGACAGCUUAGCAUUCGCUCAAAAGCAAUUGCAUCAAAAAUCAUUGAGAUUGAGAAGGUUUACCGUCAAGUCUGUGAAACUUUCGGGAUGGUGGUGGAAAGGCUGGUUGAAAAGGAUCGUUCGUUAGAAAAAUCUAUACAGUUUGCAAUGAAGCAGAGUUUGCAUGAAAUAGGUGAGCAACGUGUUGAAGAACUCAAGCAUUUCAUUAUGGAGUAUGAUCAUUCUACUCCAGAUUUUGGAGACCCUUUUUAGGAGAAUUAGGGCUUGGUUCAAAAAAAUGUUUAAAGCUUCUAGAUUUCUUACCUUUGGAUUGUUUAAAUCCUUAAUGUUUUGUGAUGAAGAGAAAUAUUUUAUAACUGACCACGUUGCUAGUAUCAAAUAAACAUCUACAAUAUCUUUUAAAGUCUCUUAA